CUGAUCAUUCUUGACGUCACAUCCGUUGUAAUUACAAAUUAAUUUUGGCCUGAAAAUGGUCAAAUAGUGUUUUUCUCUGCGGAAGAAAGCAAUGGAAUUGCAGAGUAUGGGUGAAAGAGUAUUUGCCGCUGAAUGUAUACAAAAGAAAAGAAUUCGUAGAGGUAAAGCAGAGUACUAUGUCAAAUGGAAAGGAUGGUCCACAAAAAAUAACACAUGGGAGCCAGAAAGUAAUAUUCUUGAUAAAAGACUUAUUGAUGCUUUUAACAGAAGAAAUCCAGAGGUAGGUCACAAGAAGAGGGGACCAAAACCAAAGAAGCAUAGUAAACAGUCUUCAGCAUCAAAUGACCUCAGUGACCAGUCAGAUGAAGAUUCGGACAAACCACAUAAAAGUAGUUCACAAUCAAGGGGCGCCGUUUCUGAUUCUGACAGUGACGAUUCAGAUAAUCAAUCCAAAAGUGACGAUGACUCAAUGUCAGACACAUCGCAGGAGUCAAAGUCAGCUGUUAAUGAUAAAUCUAGUGUGAAUAGUGACUCCUCAGAUGAGGAAAACAAGAAAGAUAUGGAUAGAAUCAAUAAUGAUUCUAGUGGUUCAGUGACUCCACCCCCUCCUAAGUUGACACCAGUCAGAAAACGUGGCCGACCACCUGGAUCACUGAAUAAACCCAAGCAUUUAUUAUUACCCCAUUUACAGAGCAUGAAACAGAGAGGCAGAGGGGCUGUUGGUAGGCCAAGAGGUAUUGGAAGAGGCAGAAAUAUAAAAAGGGGCUAUGGGAGAGGCCUUAGCCAAGGUAGAGGGAGCUCUAAAGCUGCCUGUUUGCUUAAAACUAUUGGAAGAGGUCUGAAUCGCUCACCUGGAAAAAUACUGAAAGCUAGAGGAGGUGUAAGAGGUAGAGGAAUGAGAGGGUCGGCUCUGAACAAAAUCAAAAUGAAAUCAGGGAGACCUCCUGGAAGACCCAGAAAGGUUGACAAGACAAACACAUCCACUGACAAAAAUACUCCAAAAUCCAUCAAUUCGCCAAAAGACAUUAAAUCCAUGAAGUUUUUCUCCCAUUUGAAAGCAGAAAAAUCCAGUCCUGAGAAUGACAGAAAGUGGAAUAAUAUGGGGUCUUUAGAAGGUGUUAGUAUAUUGGAACAUGAACCAGACUCGAUGGAUGAUGAUUAUGGUGAUGAUGAUGAUGAUGACGAGGAGGACUAUGACAAUGGUGACAGUGACAGUUUAAUGGACCGGCCCAUAGAUUAUCGUAAUUACUGGAUUCCUCCAUCUAACGUGAAAUCAUUACUGGAUCAAGUGUGUAUAACGGAUGUGACAACUAAUUCGGGAACGAUAACUUUCAGGGAAUGCACAUCAGAAUCUGGUUUCUUUAAUAAAGAGGCUGAAUCGCAGAGCUGAUGACUAUCGUUGUCAUAUCAUGUAUAUUUAUAUCAUACUUUCAUAAUUUACAUUUCUCACUCUCUCUCUCUCAGCCAAAAAUAAUCUUUAUUGGUUUGCCACUAGUUUUUUCUUUUCUAUUUUGAUCACUAACAUGAAUUUGAAUUUUUGUUAUUAUUUUAGAUAUAAAUUAGAUAUGAAUCUUUGUUCAAUAUGUAGAUGUUUUAUGAACGUGUAAGGUGCUAGCACCAAUAAUGUCUUAUCAGACUAUACUAUGCUAUAGGGCCUGCCUGAGCAUCUACGCAUUUUAAUUAGACUUUAUACUGUUUUGUGCUCAUUAUUUUGAUAUUUAAAUUCCUUACAGUAGACAGUUCAAAGGUCAACUAAUCCAUCUGACAAAUGGGAUGAGAGAUAGUAAGUUACUAUUAUUAUUGUUGUGAUCAUGUUGUUGUGAAAUAUCAUCAACUCAUAAAGCCGUGUAUUGUGUUCAAUCAUGAAAUAAUGCAUUUAUUUAUUUCAUACUCAAAAACCAUCAUCCCUACAUAUUACUCAUGUAUCUGUGUUAUACUCUAACGUCCCUGAACAAUGUAUGUUUAUCAAAAUGGCUCAAGAUUUAGGUGUGUAUGAUGGUGUUAAAUGGUUUAUAAAUGUGAAAAUGUUUGUGCCACACUAAAUGAAUUCUAGAGACAUAACCGAUACUAAAAGUUCUGUUGUAAAAACUUUAAACUUGCUUUGUUUACAAUGUAACAACCUGGGAUGGUUACAAAUACAUCAUUCCUAUGAUUUUAGUUCAGUCAGCUUGUAUUGAGCCUGACACCGCUGUCACAAUGAUAGCACCACAAAUCCGGGUGUGUUGUACUUGAAUGCCUCCUGUUUGUCUCACUGUGAUGGUAAUGUAUUUAUCAGCUAAAAUUUAGCUGUGUAUAUCGUGUUUGUAACUUGUUCAUGCAUUAAGGUUAUUCUGCUCUAUUA
Molecule: messenger RNA, 2341 nt
Organism: Ruditapes philippinarum (Manila clam)
Lineage: Eukaryota; Metazoa; Mollusca; Bivalvia; Venerida; Veneridae
Product: chromobox protein homolog 2-like
Exons: 5
Coding region: 92-1390 (432 amino acids)
Source: RefSeq, a predicted model, not a curated record